CAGGUAAUGUGGUGAUGGAAUUCCAGUUUUAUAUGAGGUGAAUCUCAAAGGAGCGCUAAAAUGGCAGACAGGAUCCAGUUAUCGGAUCUAGUCUGGCUAAAACCAGAAAAUGCCACAGAGUUCGACCUUCCCAUAGCUGUGAAGAUAUUAAACAGUUCAGGCGACAGGAUCCAAGUACGAGAUGAUGACGGCAAGGUGUUUUCCACUUCGGUUCACAAUGUCCUGAAACCUUUGCACUCCUCCUCCGUCACGGGGGUGGAAGAUAUGAUCACGCUGGGAGAGCUACAAGAACACACGAUUCUAAGGAACCUUCAUUUGCGGUACAAUCAGCAGUUAAUUUAUACAUAUACCGGAUCGAUGUUGAUAGCAAUCAACCCAUACGAAAUUCUGCCAAUUUACACAAUGGAUCAGAUACAUUUCUACCAAGAGAGAGGAAUGGACGAGAUUCCGCCGCACAUCUUUGCUAUCGGCGAUAACUCGUACAGAGAGCUGUUGGAUACUGCGUCCAAUCAGUGUGUCGUCAUUAGUGGUGAAAGUGGCGCUGGAAAAACAGAAAGUACAAAAUUAUUGCUACAAUAUCUAGCAGCCGCUAGCGGAAAACAUUCAUGGAUCGAGCAGCAAAUCCAAGAGACAAAUCCGAUCCUUGAGGCAUUUGGAAACGCUAAAACUGUUAGAAAUGACAAUUCAUCUAGAUUCGGCAAAUAUAUCAACAUAUAUUUUAGCAAUAAAGGCGUCAUUGAAGGCGCCAAUAUAGAUCAAUAUCUACUGGAAAAAACGCGUAUCGUCUUUCAAAGCAAGGGUGAAAGGAAUUACCACAUAUUUUAUUCUCUGGUGACUGGAUUAGCUGCCGAUGAAAAAAAGAAACUAGAGUUGGGUCAUCCAGCUGAAUACAACUAUUUGAACUCUGGUAACAUGCUAACAGCUGACGGUCGCAAUGAUGGCGUAGAAUUUGCUGACAUUAGAUCAGCAUUCAAAGUUCUGAACUUCCCGGACAGUGAAGUGUGGGGAAUCUUCAGCCUUCUAGCAGCAAUCUUACACCUGGGUAAUCUGAAAUUUAAACCAUUUAAUUUUAAUAAUAUUGAAUCCUCUGAAGUUGCUGACGCGGUAAAUGCAAAUAGAAUUGCAGCACUCCUAGGGGUGAACAAAACUAAGCUCUGCGAUGCCUUAACAAGGAAAACUUUUGUCGCACAAGGGGACAAAGUGGUUUCAACGCUUACAGUGGCUGCAGCCGCAGAAGGUCGAGAUGCCCUUGUUAAAGCCAUAUACGGUCAUAUAUUCGAAUAUGUCGUCGAAGUCAUUAACAGAACGUUACAUAAAGAUCAGCAGCUGUCAAGCAAUUCUGUUGGUAUAUUAGAUAUUUUUGGAUUUGAAAAUUUCGAAAACAACAGUUUUGAACAACUCUGCAUCAACUACGCCAACGAAAACUUGCAACAGUUCUUUGUAAGGCAUAUUUUCAAGCUUGAACAGGAACAAUACGAGAAAGAGGGUAUUACUUGGACUAACAUUAAUUAUAAGGACAAUCAAGAUAAUUUGGACAUGAUUGGGCUUAAGCCAAUGAAUUUGCUGUCGCUCAUCGACGAGGAAUCCAAAUUUCCAAAAGGGACUGAUGUAACUCUUUUAUCCAAGCUUAAUAACAAUCACAGCAACAACAGUUGCUAUAUUACUCCAAAAUCAUCCCGUGACCACAGUUUUGGGGUCAGGCACUUUGCGGGAGAUGUCACUUACCAAGUAAAAGGUUUCCUAGAUAAAAAUAGAGAUUUGUUGACAGCAGAUGUUAAAGAGAUGGUCCUAGAUUCUAGUAACGUAUUCUUAAAAGGUUUGUUCGUUACUGAAGCCGCCUCAACCCAAAGUGGCAGUCGGAAGACUGUCUCACUCAGCUACAAGUUUAAAACAUCUCUUGAUGCACUAAUGAAAACUCUGUAUGCUUGUCAUCCGUUUUUUGUCAGGUGUAUCAAACCCAAUGAAUUUAAAAAGCCAAGAGUAUUUGAUAGAGCUCUAUGUGUUCGCCAAUUACGAUAUGCUGGAUUAAUGGAAACUGCAAAGAUAAGACAAGCGGGAUUUCCGAUUCGAUACUCUUAUUCAGAAUUCGUUCACCGGUACCGGCUUAUAGUGCCAGACAUACCACCAGCUGAGAAAACAGACUGUAAAAAUGCAACAAAAAAAAUUUGCACAGAAAUAUUAAAAGACCAAGAGUUCCGGCUUGGCCAUACAAAAGUUUUCCUCAAAGACAUGCAUGAUGCGAUACUAGAAGAAUUGAGGCAUAAAGUGUUAAUAAAUGCAGUAAUAAAAGUACAAGCCAAUGCUAGAAGAUUCAUUUACAGGACGAGGUUCUUAAAGAUGCGACAAGCUGCUAUCACGCUGCAAAAACAUUUCCGCGCCCGUGGAUAUAGAAACAGAUACUUAGUAAUGAGGAGAGGAUAUUUGCGAAUGCAAGCAGUAAUUCGAUCGAGGGAAUUGAGGAAGACAUUCGUAAACAUGAGAAAGUUCUUUAGGAAACUCCAAGCGCACAGCAGAGGCUAUCUUAUUAGAAAACUUAUUAAAGAUAAGGGACAUAUAAUUAAGGCUAAGUUGGUACAAUUUAAGAAGGAAAAAGAAGAACUAGAGCGAUCUGGACAAGCGGAUACUAAAGGUGCUGAAGAUGAUUAUGAAAAGAAGGUAACGGAACUAAUGAAGUCUAUUUGGAUUGUUAAGGACGUUCCAGUAGAAAACCAGCGUCAUAGCACAGCGGUUAUUGAUGACAGAUAUGUUGAUGAUGUGUUUGGAUUCUUAAAGGAUACAGCAACACCGGCAGGCACUGUACGCGUGCCUAGAUAUGGAAUUACUACCAAGCCAGUAGUGUCAGACGUAAUUCCACUCCCAAUAGAACAAGAGGAAGAAGAGGCAUUUGAUGAAUUCAACUUUAGAAAAUUUGCUGCCACAUACUUCUUGGGCAAUACUAGUCAUCAGUAUUCGAGGAAGCCUUUGAAGCAAUCGUUGCUGGAAUUGCCAUCUCCAAUGGACAAGAUGGCGUCACAUGCUCUGUGGAUUACUAUAUUAAGAUUCAUGGGUGAUAUGUCUGAGCCAAAAUAUGUGGAUGAUAAAAUUGAUAAUGUUCCCGUUAUGACCAAACUGUCUGACACACUUGGUCGGGCUUUCCAAAAGAGCAAAGAAUUUGAGGAGCUUAUGAUGAAAGAAAUGAACAGCGGUAACAACAACAGAAAUAAACUGAUUCAAAAAACACUAAAACGACAAAACAAAUUCAACGAUGAGUUAAUGAUGAACUUGAUGAAAGAUGAAAUCAAUAACGAUAUGUAUACCACUUGGCUGAAUGCUCGAAGAAGCACUAACUUGGAAAAACUGCACUUUAUAAUAGGCCAUGGCAUCAUCAGAAAGGAACUGAGAGACGAGAUUUUCUGCCAGUUAUGCAAGCAACUAACCAAUAAUCCUUCUAAAGCCUCUCAUGCAAGAGGAUGGAUUCUGCUCUCUCUGUGUGUUGGAUGUUUCCCACCGUCCGAAAGAUUUGUCAAGUAUCUUAGAUCGUUUAUACGCAGCGGCCCUCCUGGAUAUGCUCCUUAUUGUGAAGGAAGACUAGUAAGAACGUUUAAAAAUGGUCCUCGUGCGCAACCACCAAGUUGGUUAGAAUUACAGGCUACCAAAACUAAGAAACCUAUACUUCUAACUGUAACUUUAAUGGAUGAAUCUACAAAAACUGUGCAGUCUGACUCAGCGACAACGUCUGAGGAGGUGAGCCAACAAAUUGCUGAAAAUAUUAAUUUGAAUGAUAUGUUCGGAUUCUCAUUGUAUAUCACUCUUUACGAUAAAGUGCUCUCGUUAGGAAGCGAAGGAGAACACAUUAUGGAUGCUAUUUCGCAGUGUGAACAAUUCGCAAAAGAGCAAGGGACGCCAGAAAAGAGUGCCCCAUGGAGACUGUUUUAUAGAAAAGAAGUAUUCACUCCGUGGCAUAAUCCUGCAGAAGAUCCUGUGGCUACUAACUUAAUUUACCACCAAAUCGCUAAAGGCGUCAAGUUUGGAGAAUAUAGAUGUGAUGCAGAAAAAGAUUUGGCCAUUAUUGCCGCACAACAGCACUACAUUGAAUACGGUCCUCGCAUAGAUCCUAAUGUUUUAAGAAAAGUUAUUGUUAACUAUAUUCCAAAUCAUUUUAUACAAUCCAAUGAUGUAGCAUUGACCAAAUGGGAACACCUUGUAACCAAGGCAUUUGAGUCUUCACAAAGUAUUCAGUCUAAAAUAGACCCAUUGCGAUGCAAAGAGGAUAUAGUUAUAUUUGCGAAAUUAAAAUGGCCCAUGCUUUUCUCCAGAUUCUUUGAAGCCAUUAAAAUUAAAGGAGAAAUGAUUAACAAAGAUGUCGUAAUAAUUGCUGUGAAUUGGACUGGAAUAUACGUUGUUGAUCAAUUAGAACACAUACUUCUAGAAAUGUCCUUUGCUGAGGUUACCUACGUAGCAUACAAUGCUGACAAAGAUUAUGACAACGUAGGGACGAUAACUUUAAGAACAAUACAACAGGAAGAAUUAGUAUUCCAAAGUGUAGAUGCUAGUGAGAUGAGUUCAUUGAUAAUCUACUUGAUUGAUGGUUUGAAAAGGAGGUCAAUAUUUGUUGUAGCUCAAAGUGAUGCGCAAGGAUACAGUGACGCCUCCUCAUUCUUGCAAUACAAGAAAGGAGAUCUUAUAACUCUUUUGCAAGAUUGUACUGGGGAAACUCUAAUGAACGCUACUUGGGGACAUGGAGCGUGCAAUGGACAAGAAGGACUUUUCCCAACCGAGCAAGUAUAUAUUUUACCAACCAUGUCAGUACCUUCAAAUACAAUAUUAGAAAUUUUCAAAAAGGGCAAUAUCACGAAUGAUAAAAAAGCGUCCAAGUACAAUACUAUUCAAAGAAAACGUAUGCAUACUUUAGAGAAGUACUCCAAGGAUAACUUUAGAGAAAAUUACGAUAUAAACGCCACAGUUCGCAGCACGUCAACAUUAACUACAGCUAAGAAGGCAAUUACUGGUGACUUGUGGGCGCACACUCGUGAUCCUAUUCGAAAACCAUUAUUAAAGAAACUAUUAGGUGAUGAAAAAGUUGAAAAAUGUGCAGUCGCUAUGUUCAUCGGUAUCCUAAAAUACAUGGGAGAUAUGCCAGCACCGAAAGCGAGAAACGUUACCGAAUAUACGGAUGAGAUAUUCAGAUCGAGUGGAAUCGACGUCGGUUUACGGGAUGAAGCUUAUUGUCAAAUCAUGAAACAGUUGACUAAUAAUAGAAUACAGCUGAGUGAAGAACGUGGAUGGGAACUUAUGUGGCUUGCUACUGGCGUAUUUGCUCCUGGACAGGUGUUAAUAAAAGAGUUGGUAGAAUUCCUGAAAACUCGACCACAUCCCAUAGCUAAAGAAUGUCUGAAACGCGUCUUCAGAAUACAAAAGAGUGGCCCCAGAAUGUAUGCUCCAUAUGUGGUAGAAGUUGAAGCGAUACAACACCGAAGCAUGCAGAUAUACCAUAAAGUGUACUUCCCAGAUGACACAGAUGAAGCAUUUGAAGUAGAUUCUUCAACUAAAGCGAAAGAUCUUUGUGAACAGAUUGCUGGAAGACUAAAUAUUAAAAACAGCGAUGGCUUCAGCUUAUUUGUCAAAAUAACUGACAAAGUAUUCUCUGUUCCCGAAAAUUAUUACUUCUUCGAUUUCGUGCAUGAGCUUGUCGAAUGGAUGAAAGCAUCGCGGCCUGUUCGCGCUGCUGGAUCACAAUUGCAACUAAAUUAUCAAAUAUUCUUUAUGAAGAAGCUUUGGAUCAACACAGUUCCUGGCAGAGACAAGAAUGCUGAUCAGAUAUUCUAUUUCCCUCAAGAACUACCUAAAUACUUGCGAGGUUACCACAAAACCUCGAAACAGGAUCUAGUUGAUUUAGCCAGUCUUAUUUACAGAGCACGGUUUGGAAGCGACCAGUCGUUGCUACCACAAAUUGGCCAAAUGCUAGAAGAGUUUAUACCUCCAGAUAUGGUUAGGAUACAAUCGGCCUCGUCGUGGAAGUCGAGUAUUACUGCAGCAUAUUUGAAACAUGGAAUUAUGACUGAAAAUGAAGCUAAAGAACAAUUUUUGAAGAAAAUAUACCAACUGCCGACAUUUGGAACUGCAUUCUUUGAAGUUAAACAGACGUCGGACCCAUCUUAUCCUGAGUUGGUCGUAAUUGGGAUUAACAGAAACGGUGUCAGCGUUAUACAUCCUCAAAGUCGAGAUCUUUUGGUGACGCAUCCUUUCUCGCAACUUUCAAAUUGGUCCUCUGGGAAUACAUUCUUCCACAUGACUAUGGGUAACUUCUUAAGAGGGACGAAGAUUCUUUGCGAAACCUCUUUAGGAUACAAAAUGGACGACCUGAUAUCAUCAUACAUUGCUGUACUACGUCAAUCAUUGAAGCAAAAAUAAUACAUUUUAAUUUAUAUAUAAAAAAAGAUUAGGCACCUACUGCAAUGCAACCUACCGAAUGUUGAUACGAAUAAAUAUGCUAUUUUGCGGAAAGUUAUCCUCAGAUCACACGAUGUUUAUUGAGAAAAUGUACUAAUGUGAUAUGAUAUAUCCCGAUCCUUGUCAAAAAAAUCGAGCAUUUUUUGUAGCCUUAAUUUACCGUUUUAUAUAUAUACUUAAUACCUGUACUACGACAGUAAAGGAAUUAAAAAUAGUAUAGAUAACAAAUAGUAUAGAUAUUUGAGACGCCUGUUGUCUCCUUCGCAUAGGUGCCUACUUCAACAGCGUAUAGUGUGGACGACUUUUCUGAAAAUUGCCUGAAUAUACAUUAUUUAUACAAAACUGA
Molecule: messenger RNA, 6775 nt
Organism: Leguminivora glycinivorella
Lineage: Eukaryota; Metazoa; Arthropoda; Insecta; Lepidoptera; Tortricidae
Product: myosin-VIIa-like
Exons: 11
Coding region: 61-6390 (2109 amino acids)
Cellular component (GO): cytoskeleton; myosin complex
Molecular function (GO): ATP binding; protein binding; cytoskeletal motor activity
Source: RefSeq, a predicted model, not a curated record